Procambarus clarkii (red swamp crayfish) is the source of this 978-nucleotide messenger RNA. Lineage: Eukaryota; Metazoa; Arthropoda; Malacostraca; Decapoda; Cambaridae. The record is from RefSeq and is a predicted model, not a curated record.
AUGCUGGAGCGGCGCUCUGCAACCAGUUACAAUGGACAGAAUGUGAAUUUUGUUACUUCCUGGGCGGCUGCGGGUCAGAGUAGCUACCUUCAGCCAACAACAGCCACUACCAACAGUCCCACAGCCAACAACAGUCCUACCAACAGUCCCACAGCCAACAACAGCCACUACCAACAGUCCCACAGCCAACAACAGCCACUACCAACAGCCCCACAGCCAACAACAGCCCCACAGCCAACAACAGCCCUACCAACAGCCCCACAGCCAACAACAGCCCUACCAACAGCCCCACAGCCAACAACAGCCACUACCAACAGCCCCACAGCCAACAACAGCCACUACCAACAGCCCCACAGCCAACAACAGCCCCUACCAACAGUCCCACAGUCAACAACAGCCUUACCAACAGUCCCACAGCCAACAACAGCCCUACCAACAGUCCCACAGCCAACAACAGCCCUACCAACAGUCCCACAGCCAACAACAGCCACUACCAACAGCCCCACAGCCAACAACAGCCACUACCAACAGCCCCACAGCCAACAACAGCCCUACCAACAGCCCCACAGACAACAACAGCCCUACCAACAGCCCCACAGCCAACAACAGCCACUACCAACAGUCCCACAGCCAACAACAGCCCCUACCAACAGUCCCACAGCCAACAACAGCCCUACCAACAGUCCCACAGCCAACAACAGCCCUACCAACAGUUCCACAGCCAACAACAGCCCUACCAACAGUCAAACAGCCAACAACAGCCACUACCAACAGUCCCACAGCCAACAACAGCCCUACCAACAGCCCCACAGCCAACAACAGCCCUACCAACAGCCCCACAGCCAACAACAGCCCUACCAACAGCCCCACAGCCAACAACAGCCCUACCAUCAGCCCCACAGCCAACAACAGCCACUACCAACAGUCCCACAGCCAACAACUGCCCUACCAACAGCCCCACAGCCAACAAUAUCCUAA